Medicago truncatula (barrel medic) is the source of this 1312-nucleotide messenger RNA. RefSeq names its product wall-associated receptor kinase-like 20. Gene Ontology annotation, molecular function: polysaccharide binding. Bases 49 to 951 code for a protein of 300 amino acids. The transcript has 2 exons. Lineage: Eukaryota; Viridiplantae; Streptophyta; Magnoliopsida; Fabales; Fabaceae. The record is from RefSeq and is a predicted model, not a curated record.
GCCUCAAAGAGUGGAAGGUGAAACCAAAAAGAGGAAACAAGCAAAGCAAUGGCACUACCACCACCUCUUUCCACCCUCCUCAACUUUUUCAUGAUCCUCCUCUUAGCAUCGCCACCAACAGCCUCGACACCAGUGUGCCAUGACACAUGUGGCUCAAUACAAGUCAAGUAUCCCUUUGGCACAGGUCCUGGUUGCGGGUCCCCACUAUUCAACCCAUACAUAACAUGCACAUCAAAUGGAACAUUAGACCAACUCAUCCUCAAAACUCACACAUCCUCAUACCCUAUAACCUCCAUUUCAUACACCACUUCCACUCUAAUACUCACACCACCCUACAUGUCUACUUGCACUACCAUGCAAACCUCACCAAACUUUGGCAUAGAUUUAACUGCACCAUUCCAAAUAUCUUCCUCCACUUUCAUCCUCCUCCAUUGCCAAGUAAAAAGUUCAACCAUUUGUGACACUUCUUUUGAUUACCUUUGUGCUUCUCUUUACUCUUGCCCUGAAGUAGUCUCACUUGGUAUGCCUCUUUUUUCUCCUACUAACACAUGUUGUGUAUACUCACCGGGGAACCUCGAUGGCAAAGGGGAGUUGAAUCUUAGAGAGAAUGACUGUAGUGGUUAUACUUCGGUCGUGUCACUUGGUGAUAACCCUACUGAUCCUACUCAUUGGGUUUAUGGAGUGGCAUUGAAAUAUACACAUGGUGUUUUUGAUGACAUUGUGACCACUAAGUGUACUAGUUGUGAGAGUAGUGGUGGUGUGUGUGGAUAUGCUCCUCCAGGAAGUGGAUUUGUUUGUGUUUGUAAAAGUGGAUAUAAUACUAGCCUUGAUUGCUCUAAUUACGAUCAAAACCAGGAUUUCCUUUGGGACUCCAUCUCUCCUCCUCCCAUGUACAACGUUGGGAAUGUCUGGAGUUCCAUCUUGGCUGGUAUUAUUUUCAGCCUAGUGUAAUCGGAGGAUAAUGCUGCUGGGUUUGAUUAUUGCUAAUACUAACAGUUAAGUCAUUCAGAGGAGGUCAUCAUCAGCCUUCUUUAAUGCACAAAAGUUACCUUAGAAAAGUACAUUCAAAGAAAAAUGUAAUAAAGUUAUUGAGCAUUCAUUCCUAUGAAGUCUAGUGUAUUGUUUUUUUUUUUGGGUGCAAGUCUGGUGUAUUGGAAAAGAAAAAUGUAAAAAAAAAGAAAAGAAAAGGCGCAUCAGUGUGCAAAGCUCGGGCAUAUGUAGUCCUUACCUUGUUUUUAGGCAGAAGGUUGUUUUCAAGACUUAAGCUCGACAACGGAUUUACCUUUGCGUCAAGGCUCCCCCUUUCGAUGUA